AUGGAGUUCUUGAUUCUUAUGAUCAGAAACGGAAUUCGCCCCAACAUGUUUACUUAUUCUUCUGUUUUGCGAUCCUGCAAUGGCUUACCCAUCCUCAAGCAAAUCCAUUGCAGCAUAACUAAAGCUGGUUUGGAGUCUGAUGUAUUUGUCAGAAGUUCACUCAUUGAUAAAUAUUCCAAAUGGGGUGAACUCCAAAACGCAUUAACCACUUUCAACGAAAUGGAAACAAGUGAUUUAAUCGUCUGGAACACAAUAAUCGGUGCAUUCACUCAAAACAACAAUGGAGAUGAAGCUUUGAAUCUCUUCAAACGAAUGAAGAAAUCCGGAUUCAUGUCAGAUCAAGCAACAUUAACCAGUGUCUUAAGUGCUGUCACAGGGAUGGCUUUAUUAGAACUUGGAAGACAAGUACAUGUUCAUGUCCUCAAGUACAACAACCAAGACUUGAUUCUUGGAAACGCGCUUCUUGACAUGUAUUGCAAGUGUGGAAGCAUGGAAGAUGCAAGAUUUGAGUUUACAAAAAUGGUGGAAAAAGAUGUAAUCUCAUGGAGCACAAUGAUAAAUGGUCUAGCACAAAACGGUUUCAGCCAUGAAGCUUUGAAAAUGUUUCAAACCAUGGAAGCUUCCGGAAGCAAACCUAACUACAUCACAAUGGUUGGAAUCCUAUUUGCUUGUAGCCAUGCGGGAUUAGUAGAAAAGGGUCGAUUUUACUUUGAAAAAAUGGAAACUAUUUAUGGGAUUAAACCGGGAAGAGAGCAUUAUGGUUGCAUGGUUGACCUACUUGGAAGAGCUGGUCAACUCAAUGAGGCUGUAAAAUUGAUACACAACAUGGAGCCGGGACCCGAUGUGGUGACGUGGCGGACUCUGCUCGGUGCAUGUGGGAUGCACCGAGACACAGGGUUAGCCGCGUAUGCGGCUAACCGAGUCCUGGACCUUGACCCUGAUGAUUCGGGUACAUAUAGUUUGCUAUCAAACAUAUACGCAAAUACUCAAAGGUGGGAAGAUGUGGAAAAAGUGAGGAGAACAAUGAGGGGUAAAAACGUCAAAAAGGAACCCGGGUGUAGUUGGAUUGAAGUGAAUAAAGAGAUUCAUGCGUUUAUAGUGAGGGAUGAUUCGCAUCCGGAGAUAGAAAAGAUUAUGAGAGAGGUGAAUUGUUAUGUGAAGAGGUUAAGGGAAGUGGGGUAUGUUCAUGAUACGAGUUUUGUGUUGCAAGAUGUUGAAGGAGAACAAAUGGAAGAUCCGUUGUUGUGUCAUAGUGAAAAGUUGGCGAUUGUUUAUGGUUUAAUGGUUUUGGUUAAGGGAAAGACUAUUAGGAUUAGGAAAAAUAUUAGAAUUUGUGGAGAUUGUCAUCUUUUUGCUAAACUUUUGGCGAAAAUGGAGAAUAGGAAUAUAGUUAUUAGAGAUCCGAUUCGUUAUCAUCACUUUCAAGGAGGAGUUUGCUCCUGUGGGGAUUAUUGGUAG
Lactuca virosa is the source of this 1458-nucleotide messenger RNA. Lineage: Eukaryota; Viridiplantae; Streptophyta; Magnoliopsida; Asterales; Asteraceae. The record is from the annotation of a GenBank genome assembly.